AGCCGGGGGCGUCAGGCUCUGUGUUGGUUGAAGGGAGCAUGUGGGUCUGCAGCAAGCUGUGGCGGGUGCGAACCGCCGCCCGGCAGUGGUGGGGGCUGCUCCCAGCUUCUGGCUGUCACGGACCUGCUGCCUCCUCCUACUCCGCAUCCGCCGAGCCUGCCCGGGUCCGGGCGCUUGUCUAUGGGCACCACGGGGAUCCAGCCAAGGUCGUCGAAACCAUAAUUCCUGGGCACACAUGGCAGCUCAGAAAUGUUGCCUGACCUACUUUGGGGAGAUGAUUUGAGCGAAACACCCAAUCUAGCCUGGAUGACAUGAACAUCUCCGUUUGGCUUUGUGCUUAGACUCAAGAACCUGGAGCUAGCUGCUGUGGGAGGAUCAGAUGUCCGUGUGAAGAUGCUGGCGGCCCCUAUCAAUCCAUCUGAUAUAAAUAUGAUCCAAGGAAACUAUGGCCUCCUUCCCGAACUGCCAGCUGUUGGAGGGAACGAAGGUGUUGCACAGGUGGUAGCAGUGGGCAGCAGUGUGACCGGGCUGAAGCCAGGAGAUUGGGUGAUUCCAGCAAAUGCUGGUUUGGGAACCUGGCGGACCGAGGCUGUGUUCAGCGAGGAAGCACUGAUCCAAGUUCCGAGUGACAUCCCUCUUCAGAGCGCUGCCACCCUGGGUGUCAAUCCCUGCACAGCCUACAGGAUGUUGACGGACUUUGAGCAACUGCAGCCAGGGGAUUCUGUCAUCCAGAAUGCAUCCAACAGCGGAGUGGGGCAAGCAGUCAUCCAGAUCGCCGCAGCCCUGGGCCUAAGAACCAUCAAUGUGGUCCGAGACAGACCUGAUAUCCAGAAGCUGAGUGACAGACUGAAGAGUCUGGGGGCUGAGCAUGUCAUCACAGAAGAGGAGCUAAGAAGGCCCGAAAUGAAAAACUUCUUUAAGGACAUGCCCCAGCCACGGCUUGCCCUCAACUGUGUCGGUGGGAAAAGCUCCACAGAGCUGCUGCGGCAGUUAGCGCGUGGAGGAACCAUGGUAACCUAUGGGGGGAUGGCCAAGCAGCCCGUCAUAGCCUCUGUGGCAAUGCCGCGUCCCUGGAGGGGAGUCUGUACCCUUAAGCGAUGCCUGAAGUUCUUGCCCUCAGAGCCCAGCAUGUCCUUCCUGUGUCUGCAGAGCCUGCUCAUUUUUAAGGAUCUCAAACUUCGGGGCUUUUGGUUGUCCCAGUGGAAGAAGGACCACAGUCCAGACCAGUUCAAGGAGCUGAUCCUCACACUGUGCGAUCUCAUCCGCCGAGGCCAACUCACAGCCCCUGCCUGCUCCCAGGUCCCGCUGCAGGACUACCAGUCUGCUUUGGAAGCCUCCAUGAAGCCCUUCAUGUCUUCAAAGCAGAUUCUCACCAUGUGAUCAUCCCAAAAGAGCCGGAGUGACGUGGGAGGGGAGGCGGAUCUGAGGGGCUAGGUGCAGGCCCCUCAGUCGGGGUUCCCACCUUCCCCAGACUACUGCUCUCCUCACUGCCUCUUCCUAUUAGGAGGAUGGUGAAGCCAGCCGUGGUUUUCCCCAGGGCCAGACUUAAGGUAUCUAAUAAAGUCUGAACUCUCCCUUCCAAAAAG
Piliocolobus tephrosceles (Ugandan red Colobus) is the source of this 1586-nucleotide messenger RNA. RefSeq names its product mitochondrial trans-2-enoyl-CoA reductase (gene MECR). Lineage: Eukaryota; Metazoa; Chordata; Mammalia; Primates; Cercopithecidae. Gene Ontology annotation, molecular function: oxidoreductase activity. The record is from RefSeq and is a predicted model, not a curated record. The transcript is spliced from 10 exons. Bases 394 to 1380 code for a protein of 328 amino acids. Gene Ontology annotation, biological process: fatty acid metabolic process. Gene Ontology annotation, cellular component: mitochondrion.